Molecule: messenger RNA, 2766 nt
Organism: Trichoderma virens Gv29-8
Lineage: Eukaryota; Fungi; Ascomycota; Sordariomycetes; Hypocreales; Hypocreaceae
Exons: 3
Coding region: 1-2766 (921 amino acids)
Source: RefSeq, a predicted model, not a curated record
AUGGCCGGGAAAAUCUACACACCCGGCGAGCUUCUCCGACUCAAGAAUACCCCUGUCAACAGAGAGCUUUACAAUCAGCUCCAAGAAAAGCUUCGCAAAGACCAAGAGCUAGGCGAGGUCCUUCGCAUGCCUGUUGAGAGCUCACUUGCCCGCAUCACGGAGGAACCUGCCAACAUGGCUGCAGGCUCGGAGAGCACUUCUCCCCGCCGUGUCGAUGCGGCUAGACAGUUGGAUGGUACUGAAUCUGAAUGGAGAUAUCGUGGCCGCAACGAUUCGGAAGCUAUUGGGGCUCAGCCCAUCUCUGCUCCGACUGGCCUAGCUGCCCAAAAGGAUGAAGGCUUUCAACGAUUCUAUCGAGCAGUCGUGUCACCAACUCAUGUUCGAGUGACUGCUGGCGGCCGCAUCGUCCCCAACACACGUGGUUCUCCAUCGCCCACAACUAGGUGGUCCAAGGACAAAUCCGCGGUGGAAGCAACUGACAACAACUCUGGCCGCCCGCCAAACCGAGACCUUCAGCAAGGCCAGUUUCUUAUGCCGCAACACCACUUCGGAUUCUUUCCGCACCACGCCAUGAUCCCCGGCUUUGCGCCCGGAAUGGUACCUGCAAUGCCUAGAAUGCCCGUAGUACCUGGCAUGGCUGCAAUUUCUACAAUGCCUGCAAUUCCGGCAAUGCCACCGAUGCCUGCGAUGCCUGCAAUGCCUGCGAUGCCUCCGAUAUCUCCAAUGCAUGCAAUGCCUUCGACGUCAGGAACACCAGGGGCGCCAGGGGCGCCAGCAGGAGCAAGCCCAUAUCCCAUUAUGCCGUGGCCAAUGGGGUUCGGUAUCGGAGGACCAGGGGGAGCACCUCAGCCUUCUCUCAUGAGCCACGCCUCAGGUCUUCUGACGAUACCGCCAAACUCAGCGACUAAUGAAAGGCAGGAUGAAAUAGGAGCCUCAGAGAAUGCAACCCCAACUCGUUCUUCCCCUCCUGAGAAUGGCGAUGCGACCCGGCCAUACGUUCAAAAUGGCCAAUGGGUGUUUCCACCUGCUGCUCACUUUGCCAUGGGAACCCAUCCCGCGUUUAUAGCCCCUUCAAUUAUGCCCAUGGUUGCUGGCCACAGACUCAUUCCCAACCAUGUCAUGGCUCCUAUGGCUCAGAGUAACGUGCAAGUGCCGCAUAUCCCACCACACGCAAUGGCCCUGUCAACUCCUCUUCAAUACCCCUCGGUACCAACCCCUACCCCCUCCACUGGACAGCACCAGUCCUCCAUCCGAGCAAGCCAGAUAACCAAGAAACAGCUUUCAGUUCUUCGUUCAUCCCUCAAGUGGGCAGAGGAUCAGCUCCAGUACAACAAGCACCAAAUUGACGAACGAACAAUGGAGCUUCAUGCAGAGUCGUUGCGCUAUUCCAUUGGACACUUCGAGAAGGUUCAAGAUGAGCAGGCAGCCAAUGAGAAACGGAGCCUCCCAAAAGACCAAGCCAAGGAAGACAUGAGUGACUCCGCCUCCGCAGAUGAAGGGCGAUCAAAGUCUCCAGUGACUAGCAGUGUGAAGCCUGAAAACAGCGCUGAAAGUUUCUCUAGUCUGCCAGAUGAGUCCUCCAUUGAGCGAGCUGAAAAGGAGAUGCCGACUACUCAGCGGAGGGCUUUCACUUCAAGCCAUGAGGACACCGCAGUUCAGGUUGCCCCGGCCCCGCAGAUUAUAGGAGUCUCUGAUAAUAUUGGCGCCAACAAGAGAUCGCUUACUUUGCCUGUCACAGCAGCACUGGCUCCUCCAUUCCAGCCUCGCGCUGUAGGAGGCCAGGCUACUAGGGAUGUGUUACUUGGCUCUGGUCUUCCUGAACCCAUGUACGAACAGGAUGCUUCUACCAAGCCUUAUCUCGUCGGACAACUUCCUCCCGGCAUGAGCGUUGAGCAUGCUCGGGAUACUGAUUACGUUUACCCUCGACAGCUUACUGAAGAUGAACUCCGAGCUCGUCAUAUGUAUUGGGGUAAAACUCCUCACCAUCUUCAGAGUGGGCUUCCCAAGUUUGAUGGCAAGAAUUUCUAUCCUCCUUCGCCACAGAGAAGCCAUUGUGCUGAGAAUGACUCGGAACUCAAUAACCAUGGACACGAUUCCCUUCAUGUUAAGGCGUCCCAGGUUGAAAGUGGUGAGAAGAAUGCUGGCAUUGAGGUCGACCCCUUUCAAACAUCUCGACAUGAUCCACGUCAAUACGGGCGAGGCGGAGUGGGAAUUGCCAUUGAGUCGGACUCAUCUCAGCAAUCUGGCAUGUCCACCAACGAUAGUGAUGCCUUUGGUAUUCAUCAUUCUCGCCAAGAUACUGGAAAAAAAGGUCAUAGGGGAAGUCGUCACCAUGUGACUACGACUGAUAAUCCCAAUGCUCGCUCAGAAAGCGACAGCCCCGACGAAAAUGACGAGAAGAGUAUCGUGUUCAAAGGGCGCAACUCUUUGCGCCAAACUCGACCAAGGCCUAGCAGCGGCAUAUGGCACGAUAUGAUGAAACGCGGUACAUCGAGCAGCAACGCAGUUCCAGGGACAGUAUCCUCUACAACAGCCCAGGGUGUUCUACCUCACUACAGCGGCCAUGCGACUGCGUCUCUCACUCCCACUGCAACCAAUAUCAACUCUUCUCCUCGGGAGCAAGCAACCAAGUCGGGAAAUGCCAACGAAGGUGGAUCAGCCAACUCCACUGUAGAGAGACAAAUCGAAAACAGGCCUCCAGGAGACGGCAAGCACCAUGCUUAUCCAGGUGUUCAAGGUUCGAAGAAGCGAACCUCGGUGCUUUGA